AUGUCCACCCGUAAAAAACUAAUUAAGCUUUAUUUUAAUCUGGCCUGUUGUAUAGCGCAACGAUCCCGUGCAUCGAGUCAAGUCGAACUUGUCACCACCGAGAAAGAAAUAUAUCAGACAUCGUCUACUCGCAAAAAUAUCUUUCGACGGCUUUUAGCCAUGAAUAGUCCGGAAUGGAUCACUAUGCUUAUUGGUUGUAUAGCAUGUGUAUUAAAUGGAUUAAGCCAAUCAGUGUUCCCGAUACUCUUGACUAAAAUCGUUACUGCAUUUAAAAACUGUGGAUACGCUGACACUAGCUAUCGAGUGCUAAUGGCCAGUUCAUAUUUUCUACUUCUCGGUGUAAUAGUCAUGCUACUGUUUUUGGCUCAGUAUGUGGCUUUUGCCAUAUCAGGAUCAAAAUUAGUUCAACGUAUUCGUUCAAAAGCAUUUUCAUGUCUCCUUCGUCAAGAAGUAGAUUAUUUUGAUCGACCCGAGAAUAGUUCGACUGCUAUAUGUGUUCGCCUGUCUUCUAAUGCUGCCGCCUUACAAGACAUGACUGGUACUCGAUUAGGUGUCGUCUGUGAAGCUCUGUCUUUACUCAUAUUCGGUCUUAUAUUUGGUCUUAUUUUCAACUGGAAAUUGACCGUAAUAGCCUUUAUACCUUUUCUACUUUUGGGCAUUUUCAUCUGCGUAAGCAUAAAAAUAAUGAAAACAUUAAAGGAAGAAUCGGAUACAUACUACAGUCGAGCGAGUUCGCUUGCCAUGGAAACCAUUAACAAUAUGCGUACGGUAAAGCAGUUUUCGGCGGAGAACGAAAUUUUACGUCAGUAUACUGACUUGAUUCAGCAAAUUCCAAAAGUAUCAUGGCGAUCGGAUCUUAUUAAUGCUAUAUCGCUUAGUGCAUCUUGGGACCUAGAUUCAUUCAUCGUAGUUCUUCUCUCUUACUGUUCUCUCGCGCUAGUUAAAAGCAAUCAGUUACCUAUGGAGAAUAUCAUCACAGUUUUUGCUUUUAUUACAUUUACAACACAAUCGAUCAAACUUAUUGCUAUUUUAUCAUAUCGUAUUGGAUCAUCUAUCACUGCUGCCAAUAUCUUUUUCGACCUCUUUGAUCGAACGCCAUCAAUCGACAAUACUUCUACUCAAGGACAAGAACUAGCGCGCUUUCAUGGCAAUAUAGACUAUGAUAAAGUGAAAUUUGCCUAUCCAACACGAUCGACAUCUGUGAUUUUGAAUAAACUUCAAAUAAAUAUAAAAUCUGGCCAACGUGUGGCUCUUGUUGGUACAUCUGGAUGUGGAAAAUCGACCAUUGUUCAGCUGCUAGAACGCUUCUAUGAUACUACACAAGGACAAUUGCUUCUUGACGGCGUAGACAUCCGACAAUUGAACAUUAAAUGGCUUCGUUCUCGUCUUGGUCUUAUUAGUCAAGAGCCUGUUUUAUUUGAUUUGACCAUAGCAGAAAAUAUUACAUAUGCACUAGACAACAUUUCCAUGGAAGAGAUUAUCAAGGCUGCGAAAAAAGCUAAUAUUCACAAUUUUAUUCAACAACUACCACAAGGCUAUGAGACGAGAGUUGGCGUGAAAGGUAGCUUUUUGUCUGGUGGAGAAAAACAACGUAUUGCCAUUGCACGGGUACUUCUUCGUCAGCCAAAGGUCUUGCUUCUGGACGAAGCAACGAGUGCCUUGGAUUCUCAUAAUGAACAAAUUGUUCAACACACCCUUGAUCAAGCUCAAGCAGAAGAUCUUAGCCGAACGUCGAUAAUAAUUGCGCAUCGUCUAUCGACCAUUUGCUCAUGCGACGUCAUUUAUGUACUCGACGAGGGACGUGUGGUUGAAAAUGGUACUCAUGCUGAACUGCUGCAACAACGAGGAAUAUACUAUAAACUGUUCUUUGCGCAAAACAAUUAA
This is a messenger RNA of Adineta ricciae, 1884 nucleotides long. The record is from the annotation of a GenBank genome assembly. NCBI's taxonomy places the organism in Eukaryota, Metazoa, Rotifera, Eurotatoria, Adinetida, Adinetidae.